Penicillium mononematosum is the source of this 1338-nucleotide messenger RNA. RefSeq lists its product as uncharacterized. The record is from RefSeq and is a predicted model, not a curated record. Lineage: Eukaryota; Fungi; Ascomycota; Eurotiomycetes; Eurotiales; Aspergillaceae. The transcript has a single exon. Bases 1 to 1338 code for a protein of 445 amino acids.
AUGGAUGGUAUCUCAAACAAUGGCACUGCUGGCUGGGUAUCCGGGCCCAACAUACGGGGCACGAUGGAUAUUAUUUGGUCUUCUCUGUUGACGGUCUUUCUCUGUACUUGGACAGCAGUCUGUCUGAAUCUCCCCAACCCAAAAAACAGUCAGUUUCAUAUCUUUUGUCGCCGGGCGAAGUGGAUGUUUUGGGCCAUUGUCUCUCCGGAGUUGGUCCUUUCCGUUGCUAUCGGUCAAUACGCCUCAGCACGGCGAUCUGUGAAGCGUUUUCGCAAGCUAGGAAUGAAAGAAGACAGAUGGACUCUACGACACGGUUUCUAUGCCGACAUGGGUGGGAUGCUGCUUCAGCCCAAGGACAGCACACCCUUUCUGGUCAACAGCCGUCAGUUGGCGUACCUCGUCGAGAAGCAGUAUUUAGAAUGUCCCCAAAUUACACAGAGCGAGAUAUGGGACAAGUCAAAAACGGAUACGCUCGCUAGACUGCUUAGUUUAGGGCAGGCCACUUGGCUAAUGAUCCAACUCUUUGGUCGCCUCAUUCUUAAGCUUCCGAUCACUACGCUCGAACUAUCCGCGGGUGCGAUUGUGAUUUGCACCUUUGGAACAUUUAUUUGUUGGAUGCACAAACCCAGUGAUGUGCACACCGGCAUUGUGCUCAGUAUGGAAGUCAGCACGGCCGAGGUUCUCCUUGCGGCUGGUGAUGUCGCCGCUACACCUUACCGCCACACACCUCUCGACUUCGUCGCCAAGCAGUCAUUCACAUGUGGCUACGAUGUCAUGGGGUUCUUUGGUCUACGUUUCGAUGACCGCGAAAGGCCCUUGCGACGCUUUCCAAAUGACCGAUUCCCGGAUAUCGGGACGUUUGAAAAAUUCGCCCUGUUUUGUUUAACCUCGGCGUUUGCUUCUUUUCACCUCAUAGGAUGGUAUUUCGUCUUUCCCUCUCGAAUUGAGCAAAUUCUUUGGCGGAUCUCAAGCUCUAUUGUAACAGGGGCAACCGUGCUAUACUGGGUCUUUGAAACAAUUGCUGCUCGUCAGCGGUUUGGUAGAUGGGACAAAUACCUGGUCUGGCUGCGGGUGAAGAGACCACCACCACAGCGGCAAAUUGACGCAGAGGCCACUCUGGCCCGUCAGGAUACUGUCAGUCGUUUAGACGCUUUUGAGAAAGAGCAAAGGGAGGCAAAACCUAUCCUAUAUUGGGAAAUUAUGCUUAUUCUUCCAAUAAUUUUCCUGUAUGUUAGUGCUCGGGGAUAUAUGAUUGUCGAGGUUUUUGUUAGUUUGCGCCGGCUACCAGUUGGCGCCUUCACAACCUUUGAAGUCGCGGACAUGUUACCUCACUGGUGA